Messenger RNA from Penicillium subrubescens, 216 nucleotides. RefSeq lists its product as uncharacterized. The transcript has 2 exons. NCBI's taxonomy places the organism in Eukaryota, Fungi, Ascomycota, Eurotiomycetes, Eurotiales, Aspergillaceae. The record is from RefSeq and is a predicted model, not a curated record. The coding region runs from base 1 to 216 and encodes 71 amino acids.
AUGGCGACUGGUGUGGCGUGGGAUAUGGGUUGGCGACGAGAUGGAGAGAAUCUUCGAAAAGCACAAAAGCGGUUUGUGUGGGCGGCGGUCACGGGAGCCGAGUCACGGGAAUUGGGAAGCGAGAGGGCUCGCAGGGCUUGGCAAUUAUGUCAGCAAAUGCAUUUUCUCCACCAGACUUCGAUAUGGUCACAAUUGAGCCUGGCAUCCAAGAGCUAA